CACACUGUCUCAAAAAAAAAAAAAAAAAAAGAAAGAAAGAAAGAAGUCAGUCACAAAAGAUCACAUAUAUGAUUUCAUGUAUACGAAGUGUGCAGGCUAGGCAAGUCUAUGGAGACAGAAAGCAGAUUAGUGUUUGCCAGGGGAUGGGGGGAGGGAGGAAAAUGUCUGGCAUUGGGUAGUGGUGAUGGUCGUACAGCUUUGUGAAUACACUAAAAACCUUCGGAUGGUGCACUUUCAAAUGGCAGAUUGUAUGGCAUGUGGAUUAUAUCAAUUUUUAAAAAUCCUCAGGUUCCCAGGUGCCUUGUAUGAGGACCACAAAACCUUCACUCGGGGCAGUUCAGCCCUCCGUGGCCCCCUCCCCAGCUUUGCCUUCUGGGCCUAGACACGGAGUAAGAGAGUCCCCUGGGUCACAGGUGUUUUUAGGUCAGUUUUCAGGCUCCAGAAGGAGCGUGCUGAGUGAGGGGAAACUCCUAGGGGUGGUGAGGGGGACGUGAGACAAUGGAGAAGGCUUCCGGCAGGAAGUGGGGCCCCAGCGGGGCGGAAGGCCGAGGAGGCCUGGGCUGCCAGGAGGGGCAGGUGGUUCCCAUCCAAGUGGGGGGGUGGGGUCCCCCAGGGUUGAGCUCAGGAGACCCUGGGAGCUGCCUCUGAAAGAGCUCAGCUUCCUCUAACCGCAGGGAGAGGGAUGCUGGCACGAUCACCACAGUUACCGUGAGAAGAGAGGCCACGUACAUGGUGGGGGCCAAGGGUCCAAGACAGCUCUGCCUCUGCAGUCAUUGCCCCCAGCCCCACCCCGUGCCUCUGUUUGUCCAGGAGGGCGUUACAUGGGACGAGCUCUGAGGGCCCUUUCUGCCCAACCAGCAACGUGGUUUGAUGGUAUGAUUUGGGGUUGGUUAGCUCUGUGAUGACAUACAGGGUGGCAUCAUGUGUGGGAGUUGGUAUCUGUUCCAAAAUACACCCAGGAGAAGCCUCUGCCCUGGCUAUGGCCUGAGCCUUGCCCCUGCACCUGGCGCCGGACCUCUGACCCUACCUGAGCCAGGCACACCCAGGCCCAGGCUCGGGCCCCAAGACCACAGGCCUAAGGCGGGCUGAGGGACUGCACGGCUCGUCCCUACCGCUGGGGCCACUGCUCGCAGGCCAGCGCAGAUGCCAGACAAGGAAACCAAGGCCACGAUGGGCACAGAAGACACACCUGGAGGCAAAGCCAGCCCAGACUCUCAGGACUCUCGGCCAAGUGUGUUCCACAACAUCAAGCUCUUCCUCCUGUGCCACAGCCUGCUGCAGCUGGCGCAGCUCAUGAUCUCCGGCUACCUCAAGAGCUCCAUCUCCACGGUGGAGAAGCGCUUUGGCCUCUCCAGCCAGACCUCGGGGCUGCUGGCCGCCUUCAACGAGGUGGGAAACACAGCUUUGAUUGUGUUUGUGAGCUACUUUGGCAGCCGGGUCCACCGGCCCCGAAUGAUCGGUUGUGGGGCUGUCCUUGUGGCCCUGGCGGGCCUGCUCAUGACUGUCCCACACUUCAUCUCGGAGCCGUACCGCUACGACCACACCAGCCCUGAGGAUAUGCCACAGGACUCCAAGGCUUCCCUGUGCCUGCCCCCGACCUCAGCCCCAGCCCCAGCCCUCUCCAACGGCAGCUGCUCGAGCUACACGGAGGCCCGGCACCUGACUGUGGUGGGGAUACUGUUCUUGGCGCAGACCCUGCUCGGCGUGGGUACUGUGCCCAUCCAGCCCUUCGGCAUCUCCUACAUCGACGACUUUGCCCACAGCAGCAACUCGCCCCUCUACCUUGGCAUCCUGUUUGCACUGACCAUGAUGGGGCCAGGCAUGGCCUACGGGCUGGGCAGCCUCAUGUUACGCCUUUAUGUGGACAUUGAUCGGAUGCCAGAAGGUGGUAUCAGCCUGACCACAAAGGACCCCCGAUGGGUGGGUGCCUGGUGGCUGGGCUUCCUCAUCGCCGCUGGCUUGGUGGCCCUGGCUGCCAUCCCCUACUUCUUCUUCCCCAGGGAGAUGCCCAAGGAGAAGCAUGAGCUUCACUUCCGGCGAAAGGUCUCGGCCCUUUCAUCCUCAGCUGUCAGCAAGGGUAGGGACCCCCCGUCUGAGCAAAGCCCUGGGGGGUCCCCAGAGAAGCAAGAUGGCCUAGCACAGGUGGCACCUGACCUGACUGUGAUCCAGUUCAUCAAAGUCUUCCCCAGGGUGCUGCUCCGGACCCUGCGCCACCCCAUCUUCCUGCUGGUGGUCCUGGCCCAGGUGUGCAUGUUUUCCACGGUGGCGGGCUUCGCCAUCUUCCUGCCGAAGUUCCUGGAGCGCCAGUUCUCUGUCACGGCCUCCUACGCAAACCAGCUCAUCGGCAGCGUCUCCUUCCCGAUGGCCAUCCUGGGCAUGGUGUUGGGCGGCACCCUGGUCAAGUGCCUCCACCUGGGGCCCAUGCGCUGCAGCAUCCUCUGCCUGCUGGGGUCCCUGUUCUGCCUCCUCCUUAGCCUGCCCCUCUUCUUCAUGGGCUGCUCCACCCACCAGAUUGCAGGCAUCCUCCACCAGCCUGGCACCCAGCCUGGGCCAGGGCUGUUUCCAGGCUGCAUGGAGCCCUGCUCCUGCCCAUCGGACGACUUCAACCCUGUCUGCGACCCCAGCACUCACGUGGAAUACAUCACGCCCUGCCACGCAGGCUGUGCCAGCCGGGUGGUCCAGGAGACUCUGGACAAAAGCCAGGUUUUCUACACCAACUGCAGCUGCGUGGUAGGGGGUGGCCCUGUGCCAGCAGGCUCCUGCAACUCAGCCUGCAGCCACCUGGUGCUGCCCUUCAUGCUCCUGGUCAGUCUGGGUGCGACAGUGUCCUGUGUCACACAUACACCCACUUUCAUGCUCAUCCUAAGGGGAGUGAAGAAAGAAGACAAGACUCUGGCCAUGGGGAUCCAGUUCAUGCUCCUGAGAAUUUUGGCCUGGAUGCCCAGCCCCGUGAUCCACGGCAGCGCCAUCGACACCACCUGUGUGCACUGGGCCCAGCGCUGCGGGCGUCGAGCCGUCUGCCGCUACUAUGACCACGACCUGUUCCGAAACCGGUUCAUCGGCCUCCAGUUCUUCUUCAGAACAGGCACCCUGGUCUGCUUCGCCUUAGUUUUGGCGAUCCUGCGGCAGCAGGAUAAAGAGGCAGGGACCAAGGCAACCGUGUGCAGCUCUGGCCCAGAGCAGCAACUGUUGGUGUCAGGGCCAGAGAAGAAGCCAGAAGAUUCCAGAGUGUGAGCUGUCCCAGGGCCCCACCUGGCCAAGAGCAGCAGCUACAGUGGCACCUCCUCUGCGCUCUUUGGCCAAGAUUCCAAAGAAGUCCUGUGUUCCAAUUCUGGCUCCUCCACUAAAUUGCUGUGUGACUUCAGUUAAGCCACUGGCCCUCUCUGGGCCUUUGUUUGCUCAUCUGAACCAGAAAGCAAUUUGGUGGUUUGCCGUGUUGGCCAUUUCUGAAGCAAGAGGGUCUUCCCUGGGCCUUCCUCCCCCAGCCAGCCAGCUGCCCUGGAACCAGGCUCUCCUGGGUGGAAGGACUGCGUAUCUUUUCCCUGGGCCCCAGGAGAGGGAAGUGGACCAUAGCAGGCCAGGCUGCCCUCCACAGUGGGCCCUGGAGUACUCUCUCUCUGAGCCUCGGCCACCCCGUCGGGCGGGAAUGGACUUGCCAGCUUUCAGGUUUGCUCAGCUUUGACCAUCUGUGUGGUCAGGACAGACUCAGGUCCUCUCCCCAACCCCAGGCAGCCUUCAAGAAGUGUCUAUUUGGCGCCCCCUGGAGGCAGAGCCCCGAGGUGGACUCUGGACCCACAGGGAAGAAAGAGCUGGUGUCACACGGGGACAUCCAGACUUGGCCCGGCCUUUGGGAGGUUGGGGGGAGGGGCGGGCAGGGAGCCCUGGCUGAGCGCGGAGACUCACCUCUGACUCAGGAAUUCCCGCCCUUGCCCUCAGGGAGCCACAGUUUAGGGGUGAGGCCCAGCACCUGCCUUCGGAGCCCGGGAGUGGGGAGGGAGACCCAGGCCCACACUUGGGUAUUUUCAAACUUGAGACCAAACACACGCUCAGUGCUCACUCACGGUGCUGAGAUUUCACACACGUGCCCAGGGGCCACCCAACUCACCGUGACCUUGGUGAACAGAUUCCGAAUUUCCACAUUUCCUCCCAGUUGCCUGGGGCUGUGUAUGUAGAUAAUGUCUGGUUCUGUGACACCCAAGUCUGGGGAGUGCCACCUGGUUCUCUGUGCUGCUGGGAGCAGUUAGCCCAGCUCUGUAACGAGCGGUUCUGUGGCUUGCUUGGGUCUGAAGGAGCCAAUCUGUUUCCAUGUUAGGGCUUGUCUUGUUUUAUGGCCGCUCUUAUCUGUUGGGAGCAGAGAGUUUCCUGAUCUGCCCCCAGUCCAGUCUAUGGCCACCACACACCCCCACCAGGCUGGGACCUGCUGUCAGGAGGCAGCUGACAGGGAGCCACCGGCAGCGGCUUCCCCAGAGCUGCGCCCAGCCCUCUGCUGGUGCCUGGCAGAGAAGGUGGGCACGGGCACAUACAGCUCUUGCCUUCCGUGCGUUCCCAGUCCAGGGCUUUGAGGCUUUCCCACAUGAAAGAAGAGAGGGGUACAGAAGCUCUAAUUCCCUUUUGAUUCUACUGAUUGACACCUGUAGAUAUUUAACAAACAUCUGAGCCUGUGUUUAUCAAUGCCGAGAAUUUCAAAGUCUCCUCCGCCAAGAUGAGGCUUUCAGUAUGUUUAUGUUCCUUCCCCUUCCCUCCUGUUUCCCAGGUUUUGCAGAAAUAAUCUGGACUUGUAGAUAUAGCUUGUUAUUAAAUUUGUCCUUGCAUAAUG
Messenger RNA from Lemur catta (Ring-tailed lemur), 4816 nucleotides. RefSeq names its product solute carrier organic anion transporter family member 2B1 (gene SLCO2B1). Lineage: Eukaryota; Metazoa; Chordata; Mammalia; Primates; Lemuridae. Gene Ontology annotation, molecular function: bile acid transmembrane transporter activity; protein binding. Gene Ontology annotation, biological process: transmembrane transport; bile acid and bile salt transport; sodium-independent organic anion transport. The record is from RefSeq and is a predicted model, not a curated record. The coding region runs from base 1144 to 3234 and encodes 696 amino acids. The transcript is spliced from 14 exons. Gene Ontology annotation, cellular component: membrane.